Quercus lobata is the source of this 3227-nucleotide messenger RNA. RefSeq names its product DNAse I-like superfamily protein. NCBI's taxonomy places the organism in Eukaryota, Viridiplantae, Streptophyta, Magnoliopsida, Fagales, Fagaceae. Gene Ontology annotation, molecular function: inositol-polyphosphate 5-phosphatase activity; phosphatidylinositol-4,5-bisphosphate 5-phosphatase activity; phosphatidylinositol-3,4,5-trisphosphate 5-phosphatase activity. The record is from RefSeq and is a predicted model, not a curated record. Gene Ontology annotation, biological process: phosphatidylinositol dephosphorylation. Bases 1164 to 2648 code for a protein of 494 amino acids. The transcript has 14 exons.
ACACAGUUGUAGAGAGAGAAAGAAGGGGGUCCGGGCAGUGUGGCUAUGGUGGGUGACCAAUAUAUCCAAAAGCCUCUAUCCCCAAACCCAAGUCCCUAUAAGUCCUCUCCAAAGCUUUUGUUUUUUGGGUUGGCCCUUGGAUUUGGGGUAAAAAGCCUUGAGUGAGAGAGAGAGUGAGAGAGAGAGAGCCAACCAAGCUAAUCUGCCUCUCCUCCAAACUCUCCACUUUAUUCUCUCUUCAAAUUCGAUACUUUGCUCUGUACCCAAAACGAGGUUUUGUUUUGUUUUGUUUUUGUUUUUUUUUUUUUUUUGGUUGAGUUUCAUGGGUUUGAGCUUAAAAAAAACUCUCUCUCACUCUCACUGUCUCUCUCUUUUAUGUCUCCUGCUGCCUGCAUUGUCUUGUUCUAUCAUCAGAAUCUCAUAGUCCUACUUCUACACAUUUAGGCACUCUCUCUCUCUCUCUCUCUUUGGUUCCCUUUCAAAAAUCCUCUGUUUUCUCUAGAGUCAAAACACUGAAAAUAAGAAGUGAAACGCAGCAAUACCACAAUUGCUCAUCUGGGUUUUGUUGGGUUUUAUAGUUGUGUGUGGAAACCCAGGAAAGAAAAUGCCAAGAUACUGGGAUUUUCCCUGUUCCCUUACUUUUUUUCUUCUCUUCAUUACUUGAAGAAACAGAGUGCUCUGUUAUAUUCUAUUGAAAAUCAGUGAGUUUUCUCCCAUUGUUUUGAGCACUAACUAGGGGGUUUGCUUUCAUUUCUUGGUUGAUUCUAGAGAGAAAAUACAAACUCAGUUUCUGGAUAUUUCUUUUUGGUUCCUGAGAGUUUGAUUUUGCUAUAUAGUCUUAGUUUUCAUUUUUUUUUUCCCACAUUCAAAUUCCCUUUCCAAGUAAUAGUUGAAAUUAGGUUCUGUAAAUCUGGAUAGCUAUAUGAAGUUAGUGCAACAAUGAGAGAUGGGAAUUCCAAGAAAAGCAAGGUUUAUGAAAUGCCAUCACUUCUCUUUAAUCUCUUUCAUGGCCCAAGACAUUAGUCAAGAAAUGGUUCAACAUCAAGAGCAAAGCUGAGGACUUUCACGCAGAUGAUGUCGUUGAUGGAGGUGGUGAUGAAGAGUGGAGGAAUAACUAUUCAGAGAGGGAAGCAUGCACAAUCAAGAAAAGCAAAACAGAGAGAAUGAACAAAAGGAACUCUGAUCGAGUCCGGCGUGGUAAGAUUGACCUUGAUGCUUCCCAAGUAACAGAUGUGAAUAAUUAUAGGCUUUUUGUAGCUACAUGGAAUGUGGCUGGAAAAUCUCCUCCUAGUUGUUUGAGUCUUGAAGAUUGGCUUCACACCUCUCCUCCUGCUGACAUUUAUGUUCUUGGGUUUCAAGAAAUUGUUCCUUUGAAUGCUGGCAAUGUCUUAGGCACAGAAGAUAAUGGCCCGGCCAGAAAAUGGCUAGCUCUUAUUAGGAAGACCUUGAACAGUCUUCCGGGCACUAGUGGUGGAUGCCACACACCUUCACCAAUCCCUGAUCCAAUAGUGGAAUUAGAUGCUGACUUUGAAGGAUCAACAAGGCAGAAGGCUUCAUCUUUUUUCCAUCGUCGAUCUUUCCAAUCCUUGAGCCGGAGCAUGAGAUUGGACAAUGACAUGGCAAUGCCACAACCCCGACUUGAUCGUCGAUUUAGUGUUUGUGACAGGGUCUUUUUGGGUCACAGGCCAAGUGACUGUGACCUGAAUUUCAGAUAUGGCUCCUCUGAUGAUGAGAAUGGGCCAGGGGAUUCACCAGUGGCAAUGCAUUAUUCACCGGUAUCCUACAGUGGUUCUUUUUCCAUGGAGGAAAGAGAUAGGCAGCCAGGCCAUUCUAGGUACUGUUUGGUUGCCAGUAAGCAAAUGGUUGGUAUAUUUCUAACAGUUUGGGUGAAGAGUGAUCUCAGGGAUGAUGUUCGGAACAUGAAAGUGUCUUGUGUGGGGAGGGGACUAAUGGGUUAUCUUGGAAACAAGGGUUCAAUUUCAAUUAGCAUGUCUGUGCACCAAACAAGCUUUUGCUUCGUGUGUAGCCAUUUGACCUCUGGCCAGAAGGAGGGCGAUGAGCUAAGGAGAAACUCUGAUGUCAUGGAGAUCCUUAGGAAGACAAGGUUUCCCAGGGUUCAUGGCAUGGGGGAUUCAGGUUCCCCUCAAACAAUUCUGGAACACGAUCGAAUAAUCUGGCUAGGGGAUUUGAAUUAUCGCAUUGCACUAUCUUACCGUUCUGCAAAGGCUCUUGUUGAGAUGCGCAAUUGGAGAGCACUGUUAGAAAAUGAUCAGCUGCGAAUAGAGCAGAGGCGAGGGCGUGUUUUUGAAGGAUGGAAUGAAGGAAGAAUAUACUUCCCUCCCACAUACAAGUAUUCAAACAACUCUGAUAGAUAUGCAGGGGAUGAUAGGCACCCCAAGGAGAAGCGAAGAACUCCAGCAUGGUGUGAUCGAAUAUUAUGGUAUGGCCGAGGCUUCCAUCAAUUAUCAUAUGUUCGUGGGGAGUCAAAAUUCUCGGAUCAUAGACCAGUUUAUAGUGUGUUCUUGGCAGAGGUUGAGUCUUUAAACCGUAGUAGGAUCAGAAAAAGCAUGAGUUGUUCCAAUGCCAGGAUCGAGGUUGAAGAGCUGUUGCCAUACCCACACGGAUACACUGAUGUCAAUUUCUUUUGAGGGAUGGAUAACUUAAUGCUUCAUGUUUGAGUAUUCUCAACUUGCAACAAUUAAAACAGGACUAGAAACUCUUUGAGACUAUAAACAGGAUUUCCUCCAUAUGCAAAAUCCAAUGAUCAAAAUACAUUUCUCAGAUUUUCCAACCCAAGUACGUCUCAUCAAUCAGUCAGCUCUGUAUGCUGCCAAGAACUCAACCUCAAUGGUGAUAGAGACAUCUGUUGCCCCCACAAUCCGAAAGAAGGUACCAGAAUUUGUGAUUUUGUCAAAUGACCAACUCCACAAGUUCAUGGCUCACAAUUCCUUUCAUUGCAAAGUCCUAACUGACAAGCUCAAUGACUCCUUGAAUUUAACCAGUACAUACAAUCUUGUUGAUAAUGAUGAACUCACCCAGUUUAAAUUCCAGAAGCACCAACUUUUUUUGGUGUCUAAUUAACUUGUAACUCUUUAUGUUGAAGAGGAAAGAAAUAAUCUCAGGGAGAUAUUUACGCCAAAGGAAAAUGAAAGGAGGAAAAUAAUCAUUUUGUCAUUUUCUUUUUGUUUCUUUCUAUGCUGAGAAGAUAGAAGAAUUAGAGAUGUGAU